CCGAUGCAUGGCAGUUUACUUGACUCGCACAAUCAUUAAUUACUCAUUAAUUGGACGAUUUUAUACACUAUGGUUUAUAAUAAUAAGCUUAUACGAAUUAUAGCGCAGCAAUCAAGAGGUGCAAUAGAAACCAUGAAAAUAUUUAUAUUGGUCUAUAAUAUGAAGCAUAAAUUCUAGACUGAUAUACAUUGAACCCGAUCCCACGAAAUCCAAUUCUAACAUAAAAGACGAUCAGGAUAUUUGAAUAUUAUGUGUUAAAAGUGUCCCAUCUUCCCCGACUCUACUAUAUACUGGUUUGCUCAGAGGAUAUACGGAUUUAAGGUUCGACGCUCCUACCAUUGUGGUCCUUUGUGUCCUUGGCAUUAAAACUAACAACAAUUGCUUUAACCCAACGGUUCCUCAUGAAAAAAUUAUACACGAAUUAUUGACUUGAAAAAAGUUCCCAUUUUCAACUAUCUCGUACGCUAAGGUGGCAAAAAUAUGUAUAAAAUAUGUUUUUAAAAUUCUCUUUAAAUUCAAUUUUAGUUGCCGAUCAAGUUUUUCAAGUUUAUGUCGCCAAAGGCAAAUACUUUUUGUUGUUUUGCAGAUACUUUGCAGCAAAGUUGGAUUUGUACAACGGCUUUAUAGGCGCUAUAUACCAUUAGUUGUUGUUAAUAGAAUUUACAGCCAACUGUAUUAAAUGACAGAGUCUAUAUAGAUAAAAAAGAAAUAUAAGUCCAUUGUGAAUAAUUAGUAUUAAUAUACUUUUAUGCGGGUAAGCUGUUUUUAGCGGAGUCUUUAAUGGCGCAACUUUUAUUGCUUUUCAUCGUUGUUGGUUCGUGUUGGGAUUGCAUCGCUGAUCCGCAAAAUAAUUUCUACUGCGGUCCUACGGAAGUAUCUGGCAGCAACAAUAUUCCAACCCCGACGUUUACCACAAGAACCGUUGCAGUCGGUCCACCUGGUAAACGGGGUCCUCCUGGACCACCUGGGAACCUCACACGCUGCUAUUGUCCGAGAGAAAACGAGCUACGACGCAGAGUUCAAGAACUAGAGGAACAAGUUUCGGGGCAGCAACCAAUAGGUGUAGUGCGAGAUUGUAAACAACUAAAGUUACGGAAUCCAAACGCCACUACUGGUGUAUAUACGAUCCAUGAUACAAGUGGAAUUCCCUAUCCUGUAUAUUGUGACAUGGAAGCAGACAAUGGUGGCUGGACGCUUGUAGCUUCUGUGCAUGAAAACUACAUUGGCGAAGAGGUAGGUAGAUGUACAGUAGGUGAUCGAUGGUCGAGUCAGCAAGGCAACUCCCCGCUUCGACCGGAAGGUGACGCUAGCUGGCAAAAUUUGAAUACUUUUGGUCGUGCCGUGUCGGCAACCAGCGAUGAUUACAAGAGCCAAGCUUACUUUGAGUUGCAAGCCAGAGACGUGAUGGUUUGGCAAGUACCGAACGACACUCCUUUAUCCGAAUUAAGUUCUGAGGCUUAUCUCAAAUACCGAACAACAAAUGGUUUUUUAACACGCUAUGGCAGUAACAUGUUCAAACUUUACUCUGUUUAUUAUCCAGUUAAAUCUGGAGUCUACACUUUUCCGACAGACAGUGGUCCAAGUAUACCGGUCGUAUUUGAUCAAGGAUCUACUAUUUCACUCUUAGUUCAUCUUCCAACAUUGGCUCUCACAGGUAUUGAAGCAGGAUACAUACAAUUUCGAGCAAUAGACGUUCAUCGAGAUGCGUUUGCAUUCUGUCCAGGUGUGCGAAACAAGCCCACGUUUAACCAUCCAUCGCAAAGUUGCAUUGGUUCAGCAGGGCGCACGCGCCACAACUUUUAUUGUGGUGACUUUUCCGGCUUUUACCAUAAUGGUCACGCAGUAGGAACAGGGUGGAGCGCUGAUGCUACAUUACUCAAUUCGUCAUUCCUCUUAUUUUAUCGCUAAAAUUUAAACAC
Ciona intestinalis (vase tunicate) is the source of this 1919-nucleotide messenger RNA. Lineage: Eukaryota; Metazoa; Chordata; Ascidiacea; Phlebobranchia; Cionidae. The record is from RefSeq and is a predicted model, not a curated record.